This is a messenger RNA of Strongylocentrotus purpuratus (purple sea urchin), 2319 nucleotides long. Its product is annotated as lactadherin-like. The transcript has 16 exons. The record is from RefSeq and is a predicted model, not a curated record. NCBI's taxonomy places the organism in Eukaryota, Metazoa, Echinodermata, Echinoidea, Camarodonta, Strongylocentrotidae. The coding region runs from base 493 to 2319 and encodes 608 amino acids.
CCCUGGUUCGAGUCCGGGUGUCUCCAACAAUUGUUUUUCUUCAUUUUGUCACGCUUUUAAUAACUUACAGCCAACUUGAAUGACCCUGGCCCUCUGGGACUUGAGAGUUAUGUCAUCCCAGGUUCAAGUCUGACAGCUUCCAGUGAGUAUAAUGCUGACCAUGGUGCAAAGAGAGGUCGUCUUAACCUGGCCCGAGUCGGUAACCUGCGUGGAGCCUGGUCUGCACUAACAAACAAUGCCAACCAGUGGAUCCAGGUGGAUCUUUUGGACCUUUACCGUGUCAUUUCAGUUGCGACUCAAGGGCGAGAAGAUUUAAGCCAGUGGGUUACAAGCUACAAGCUUGCUUGUAGUACUGAUGGCACGAUCCUUCACACCGUGCAGGGAAUUUCUACAAAUCCUGGAGCUGACAGGAUCUUCACCGGUAAUGUUGACCGCAACACCAUCGUGACCAACACUCUUCCUGUGCCCCAGAUUUGCCGUUAUGUUCGCUUGAUGCCUGUCAGCUGGUUAGGCCACAUCAGUCUUCGAAUGGAGAUCUACGGUGAAGGCCCUCUCACAGACACACCUGCAUGCCAGGAAGAUCCUACAGGAGUGAAUUACAGAGGAAACUUAUCUCAGACAAUCAACAAUCAUACUUGUCAAGAAUGGACCUCUCAGGAUCCUCAACAACACGAUAGGACUCCAGCUAACUAUCCUAACGCAGGACUAGACGACAACUAUUGCAGAAACCCGGAUGAUUAUGAGACUGCUUGGUGUUACACCACCGAUCCUGGGAAAAGAUGGGAGGUUUGUGCUGUAGGUUUCCUUGACCCUAGAUGCCAAGCAACGACCGAACCCACGACUAGCCCAACGACACCGACACCUGUACAGUCGGAAACUGUGACAUCUCAAACCACUGUUGCAACGACCGAACCCACGACAAACCCAACAACACCGACACAUGUACAGUCGGAAACUCAGACAUCUCAACCCACUGUUGGUCCUAUCCAGGAUGCUAGCCCUCUAGGAUUGGAAAGUAGGGCAAUCCCAGAUUCAAGCUUGACAGCUUCUAGUGAGUACGACGCCAACCACGGUCCGCGUCGAGGACGGUUAAACAUAGCUAAAACCGGAGCCCUGUUCGGAGGAUGGACUGCCAAAACCAAAGAUUUAAACCAGUGGAUUCAGGUUGAUCUUUUAGAUACGUACAGCAUCGUAGGAGUGGCAACGCAAGGUCGUAAGGACCAAUUCCAGUGGGUAUCCAGCUUCAAGAUUGCCUGCAGUAUGAAUAGUAUUACCUUUGAUACAGUGAAAGACCCGAAUAACACCGACAACGACAACAUCUUUGCCGGCAAUAGUGACAAAAACACCGUGGUUUACAAUCGCUUUCCCGUGCCAAUGGUGUGCCGAUAUGUUCGCCUUUUACCUUACACCUGGCAGCAACGUAUUUCUCUUCGUAUGGAGCUCUUUGGGAGACGCCUUGGUCCUUUCCAGGAUGCUAGCCCUCUGGGAUUAGAAAGUGGGGCAAUCCCAGAUUCGAGCUUGACAGCUUCUAGUGAGUACAACGCCAACCACGGUACGCGUCGAGGACGGUUAAACAUAGCUAAAGUCGGAGCCCUGUUCGGAGGAUGGACUUCCAAAACAAAUGAUUUGAAUCAGUGGUUUCAGGUUGAUCUUUUAGAUACGUACAUCAUCGUAGGAGUGGCAACGCAAGGUCGUAAGGACCAGUUCCAGUGGGUAUCCAGCUUCAAGAUUGCCUGCAGUAUGAAUAGUAUUACCUUUGAUACAGUGAAAGGCCCGAAUAACACCGACAACGACAACAUCUUUGCCGGCAAUAGUGACAAAAACACCGUGGUUUACAAUCGCUUUCCCGUGCCAAUGUUGUGCAGAUAUGUUCGCCUUUUACCUUACACCUGGCAGCAACGUAUUUCCCUUCGUAUGGAGCUCUUGGGGAGACGCCUUGGUCCUAUCAAGGAUGCAAGCCCUCUAGGAUUGGAAAGUGGGGAAAUCCCAGAUUCGAGCUUGUCAGCUUCUACUACGUACAUCAUCGUAAGAGUGGCAACACAAGGUCGUGAGGAUUAUUCCCAGUGGGUAACCAGCUUCAAGAUUGCCUGCAGUAUAAACAGUAUUACCUUUGAUACAGUGAAAGACCCCACUAACACCGACAACGACAACAGUACUGCAGGUGAGACUACCGUUUAUUUGGAGACGACACGAGGCGGUCAGGUAACGACCAGGACAGCAUCAACAACCUUGAAGACAUCAAGUGAAGGAACUGUCGCUGUGACCGCACCGACCAAAACAACGCCCCCAAAGCUUCAAGUGUUUGAGGUUCUUCAUUAA